UAACAAUUUAAUUAAAAUGAACAGUGAAAAGAUCGUUGCCGUUAUCCUUGCCUUAUUCCUCCCACCAUUAGCGGUUUUCAUGAAGGUAGGAGCUUCCACCCCAUUGUGGAUCAACAUCUUGUGUUGUAUCUUCUUUUGGUUCCCAGCUAUUUUGCACGCCUUGUACGUUGUCUUGAAGGAUUAAACGUGGAUACCGUGUGUAUGUUGAGCCAAUGCUAAAAACGUAACAUUGCUAUUGAGUCACUCUUUUGCUCCAUAAUUUAAAGGUUAUACUUAUUCAGUAGAUAUUAAUAUUAUACAGAUUAUUA
[Candida] anglica is the source of this 308-nucleotide messenger RNA. The record is from the annotation of a GenBank genome assembly. Lineage: Eukaryota; Fungi; Ascomycota; Pichiomycetes; Serinales; Debaryomycetaceae.